CCGCCGUCCCCUGUGCGCACCGCUAUACGAGCGGUCCUGAAACGUAGCGCGGCUUUCUCAACACAUGUUGCUGAACUUAUAUCCCAGGGAGAUCACUGAGUUGUCCCUAAAGUAGCUCAGAGGAGGGGGGUGAAGCCGAAGAGCUUCGGCUAACCCGUUAGCUGGGUCCGAACGGACUGAAGCGAAGGGGAAGGAAAUGGAGCUGGACGACGUGGUGCUGUACCAGGACGACUCGGGCGCCUCGGACAUGAUGUCCGAGCGCGUCUCGGGUCUGGCCAGCUCCAUCUACCAGGAGUUCGAGCGGCUGAUCGGCCGCUACGACGAGGACGUGGUGAAGCAGCUCAUGCCGCUUGUGGUGGCCGUGUUGGAGAACUUGGACUCGGUGUUCUCCAUCAACCAGGAGCACGAAGUGGAGCUGGAGCUUCUGAAGGAGGACAACGAGCAGCUGGUGACACAGUACGAGCGAGAGAAAGCCCUUCGGAAGCACACCGAAGAGAGGUACAUUGUCCUGGAGGACUCCCAGGAUGGAGAAAAGAAGGAGCUGCAGAGUCGUCUGGUGUUGCUGGAGUCUCACACGCGUCAGAUGGAGCUGAAGGCCAGGAACUACGCAGACCAGAUUAACAGACUAGAGGAGAGGGAGGCCGAGCUAAAGAAGGAGUUUACAUCCCUACACCAGAGACACACAGAGAUGAUCCACAGCUACAUGGAGCACCUGGAGCGAACCAAGCACCAGCACGCCACGGCCGUCACCCCCAGCGAACCCGCCGACACCGGGCCCAGAGCACGGAAAGAGAGGCCCAUCUCUGGGGGUAUAUUCCCGCUUCCCGGAACCGACAGCGUGACCUCUGACCUCCAGAGGGACGUCCCGGAGUCUCCGUCCCAACCCUGGAGGUUCGCUGGCCAGAGCCAGCCCCGCUGCAACGCCAGCCUGCAGUACAAGGCACUGGUCUCCCAGUGCCGAUCUGAGGGUGAGGUACCCAGUGAGAGUCUGGCCCGUCUGCCCCCUGACCGGCAGCAGCAGGAUGAACUGUCCCACGUCCCCUUGGGUCCCGGGGUCAAGGGUGAGCCCUCCUCGCCGGGCUCCAAACCCCGCAGCGCCCGUCUCCCUCCGGACGGCUCCCCCGGCAAGGCCAGCACCCCCGGCUCCGAGCGCCGCGGCCUCCCCCGCUCCCCGGGGGUCCCUCGCUCCCCGGGGCCAUCCCGGUCUCCAGGGGUCCCCCGCUCCCCAGGUGUCCACCGGUCCCGUCAGGACCCGACCGACGACCGGACCGCCGGGCUCGGGGUCACCCACGCCAGCGUCCACGCCCCCGGCUCCGCCUCGACCUCGCCUCCGUCUACUGCCGGCGCCAUGGGCGUCGCUAUGGAAACCGCCUCAGCCUCCCUCAAGGAAGGGGCUCCCGGCGAGGGCGUCACCAAGGACCUCGGCUUACCCGGCAAGGAGCUGGACGGCAGGGAGACGGCAGAGGAGGAGGGCGGACUGGGACCAGCUGGGACUGGCCAAGGUGGACUGGAACCAGCUGGGACCAGCCAGGGUGGACUAGGACCUGAUGGGUCCGGCCAAGGCGGACUAGGACCCACUGGGUCUGGGCAAGGUGGACCGGAAGCGGGGAGUCCUUCCGACUCGGCAGAGUCGGCCCUCGCAGGUGAAGAUGGAGAAGACCAGCUGGAGAAGUCUGAGGUUCAGGCCAUCAUAGAGUCCACCCCUGAGCUCGACAUGGAGAUGGACGGCUUCAGAGACACCAGCACGCCCACCAAGGGUAUAGGGGGGGUGGAGAACCUGGCCUUGGACCGCAACACAGAGUCCCUGUUUGAGGAGCUGUCCUCCUGCGCCGGGAACGACCUCAUCGGAGACAUGGACGACGGAGCCGACCUCCUGGGCAUGGGCCGUGAGGUUGAGCAUCUCAUCCAGGAGAACACACAGCUGCUGGAAACCAAAAACGCCCUGAACGUGGUGAAGAACGACCUGAUCGCGCAGGUGGACGAGCUGGCGUGCCUCCGGGAGGGCCUGCAGAGUGAGCUGGAGGCCGUCAGCCAGGCCAAGGCCAGAGUGGAGGACAGGAACAAGGAGCUGGAGGAGGACCUCAAGAAGCUGCGGGCCGAGCUUGAGGAGGCCAAGCAGAAGACCAAGAGUGACAACGGAGAGGAUCAGAGCGACGUGCCCACGGCCCAGAGGAAGCGUUUCACGCGGGUGGAGAUGGCCCGCGUGCUGAUGGAGAGGAACCAGUACAAGGAGCGGCUGAUGGAGCUCCAGGAGGCCGUGAGAUGGGCCGAGAUGAUCCGGCAAUCCAAGGAGAACCCAGCUCUCACAGAGAAGAAGAAAUCCAGUCUUUGGCAGUUUUUCAGCCGUCUGUUCAGCUCGUCGGGCGGCGCGGGUAAGAAGCCCGCGGGCGACGCGCAGGUCAACCUGAAGUACAACGCGCCGAGCGCCCAGGUGCAGCCGACGGUGAAGAAGAAGAGCAGCGCGCUGCAGCAGCUGCCCAGCGACAAGAGCAAGGCCUUCGACUUCCUCAACGAGGAGGCGGCAGCAGACCCGGCGGUGUCCAGGAGGGAGCAGAAGAGAGCGCAGUACCAGCAGGUCAAGGACCACGUUCAGAAGGAGGACGGCAGGGUGCAGGCUUACGGCUGGAGCCUGCCCCACAAGUACAAGGUGGCCAACGGGGGACAGUCGGAGACCAAGAUGAGGAACCUCCCCAUCCCAGUGUUCCUCAGACCGCUGGACGAGAAGAACACAUCCAUGAAGCUGUGGUGCGCUGCGGGGGUGAACCUGUCGGGGGGUAAGACUCGGGACGGGGGCUCCAUUGUGGGGGCCAGCGUGUUCUACAGCAGCGCCCCCGGGCCGGCCCCCCCCCGGAGGAGGACCGGCUCCCAGAGCAGCCUGGACAAGCUGGACCAGGAGCUGGAGGACCAGCAGGAGGAGCUGCGGCAGACGGAUGAGUUCUCUUCCCUGGUUUGGAUCUGCACCUCCACCCAGAGCUCCACCCAGAGCUCCACCCGGGCUCUGGUCAUCGACGCCAACCAGCCCGGGCACGUCCUGGACAACUUCCCCGUCUGCGACUCCCACGUCGUCUGCAUCGCCAGCGUCCCAGGUGCGAGGGAGACGGAUUACCCGGCUGGAGAGAUGAUUCCUCUGAACUCUGAGGCGGGGCCAGUGGAAGACAACGGCUCCGCCUCUCUGAACGCCUCGACCAAUAGCGUCGGAGAGAGUGGCGAGGGCGUGCUCGGGGGCAUCACCGUGGUUGGCUGUGAUGCUGAGGGGGCGGCGGCCAUCCGUCAGACGGCAGGAAGUACAGCAGAGACCUCCGGGGACGAAGACACCAGGCCCAUCGAGGAGGCGGGCGAGGCGUCUGAGUCCUGCACGGGGCCCUCAGGCCGCAGCAAGGGCCCGCGGGGAGCCUACACCGAGCACAUCUUCGCCGACCCACUGGGGGCCCAGAAGACAGACCUCCCGGCGGGCUACACCCAGAGGGAGACUGACCUGGUGAAGGACGGCCUGGGGCCCAGCACUGGCCCCACUGGCGAGGAGGAGCAGGACCUGAAGCUGAUGGAGGAGGCACAGAAGAUGACCAGCGUGCUGCCCACCAUGUGGCUGGGGGCGCAGAACGGCUGUGUGUACGUUCACUCCUCGGUGGCCCAGUGGAAGAAGUGCCUCCACUGGAUCAAGCUGAAGGACGCGGUUCAAGGCAUCGUGCAUGUGAAGGGCCGUGUUCUGGUGGGCCUCUCGGACGGCACCUUGGCCAUCUUCCAGAGGGGAGCAGGUGAGGGAGAGGACGGGCAGGGGACAUUGAGCAACUACCACCGCUGGAUCCUGGGCCGGCCGCACAGCGGUGCGAUGCCUGGCGGCUGGUCCACGAUCUACGCCGUGUGGUGCGGCCUCAGCAACAAGAUCUACGUGGUGCAGCCGGAGGCCAUGAGGGUGGAGAAGUCGUUUGACGCCCACCCCCGUAAGGAGAGCCAGGUGCGGCAGCUGGCGCGCGACGGGGACGGCAUCUGGGUGUCGAUCCGUCUGGACUCCACGCUGCGUCUGUUCCACGCCCACACACACCAGCACCUCCAGGACGUGGACAUCGAGCCCUACGUCAGCAAGAUGCUAGGAACCGGUAAACUGGGCUUCUCCUUCGUCCGCAUCACGGCCCUCAUGGUGUCCUGCAACCGCCUCUGGAUCGGGACGGGGAACGGAGUCAUCAUGUCCGUCCCUCUGACCGAGACCUCGGAGGCCAACCAGGCCCUGGUGCCGGCCGGCGCCGGCCAGCAGCAGCCUACAGGGGGCGCUGUGGUGCGGGUGUACGGCGACGCCGCCAGCGACAAGGUGACGGCGGGGACGUUCGUGCCGUACUGCUCCAUGGCCAACGCCCAGCUCUGCUUCCACGGGCACCGCGACGCAGUCAAGUUCUUCACCGCCGUCCCGGGCCACCCCAACCCCCCGCCUCCCUCGGAGGGGGGUGCGGCCGGGGGCGGGGCCGACGGUUCCUCCCAGGACGGGCCGGGCUCCAUGCUGGUGAUGAGCGGGGGGGAGGGCUACAUCGACUUCAGGAUGGGUGACGUUGCGGAGGAGGGGGAGGAGCCUCGGCUGACCCUGCAGCCCCUCCAGGCGUCAGCGGAGAGCAGCCACCUCAUCGUGUGGCAGGUGCUGCCCCACAGUACCUGA
Messenger RNA from Gadus chalcogrammus (walleye pollock), 4645 nucleotides. Its product is annotated as C-Jun-amino-terminal kinase-interacting protein 4-like. Gene Ontology annotation, cellular component: cytoplasm. The record is from RefSeq and is a predicted model, not a curated record. Gene Ontology annotation, molecular function: signaling receptor complex adaptor activity; kinesin binding; JUN kinase binding. Bases 197 to 4645 code for a protein of 1482 amino acids. Lineage: Eukaryota; Metazoa; Chordata; Actinopteri; Gadiformes; Gadidae. The transcript is spliced from 30 exons. Gene Ontology annotation, biological process: vesicle-mediated transport.